ACACAAUGGAACCUUCAACUUUAGACAAAAUGAAAAUGGGUGCUUUGAUGGGUGGCACUGUUGGUCUCUGCGUAGGUUUUGUAUUCGGUGGAAUCACUAUUUUGCGUUUUGGAGGAGGACGAAAAGGUGCUCUGUCUACUUUAAGUCAAUAUAUGCUUGGCUCUGCUGCUUCCUUUGGUUUUUUCAUGUCUAUUGGCUCAGUCAUUCGUUCCGAAGGUGCAAAAAAGGCAAUCAAUUGGCAACAAUCUCAUAGACUUCCUGUCAUCAUCAAUCAACCUCAAGAAGCCAAACAUUUGGAUUAAAGAACGCCCACUACAUAUGUCUCUACAUUCAAUACAAUGCCUCUUGUAAAAAUCAUCAUAGAAUUAUCAUUAUGUUUAUCCCAGUUUAGUAGUUUAGUGAUUAUUGAUUUAGUACGUAUAUUAUAUCCUUCCUAUCUUCCUUUUCUUCUUUUUGUCUUGUUAUUAUGAUAAUAAUAAAAACUCUGACUUUGCCUUAGAUAUUAUUGGAAUCAA
Molecule: messenger RNA, 515 nt
Organism: Halteromyces radiatus
Lineage: Eukaryota; Fungi; Mucoromycota; Mucoromycetes; Mucorales; Cunninghamellaceae
Product: reactive mitochondrial oxygen species modulator 1-domain-containing protein
Exons: 3
Coding region: 6-302 (98 amino acids)
Biological process (GO): protein insertion into mitochondrial inner membrane; protein import into mitochondrial matrix
Cellular component (GO): TIM23 mitochondrial import inner membrane translocase complex
Source: RefSeq, a predicted model, not a curated record